Mycotypha africana is the source of this 1098-nucleotide messenger RNA. Its product is annotated as rab-GTPase-TBC domain-containing protein. Lineage: Eukaryota; Fungi; Mucoromycota; Mucoromycetes; Mucorales; Mycotyphaceae. The coding region runs from base 1 to 1098 and encodes 365 amino acids. Gene Ontology annotation, molecular function: GTPase activator activity. The transcript has 8 exons. Gene Ontology annotation, biological process: positive regulation of GTPase activity; endoplasmic reticulum to Golgi vesicle-mediated transport. Gene Ontology annotation, cellular component: endoplasmic reticulum membrane. The record is from RefSeq and is a predicted model, not a curated record.
AUGGGAGCUAAUCAUUCGGUUGCCAACAGUUUACGUCUCGCACAACAGGCUGAAGAAAUUUUAGUAGCCAUAGCAAAAAAGGACUCAUCAGCUCUACGUAAAUUAGCAAGAAGGCCUGGAGGAUUUGUGAAUGAUAGACUGAGAAAAUAUGUUUGGCCUAUAUUAUUACAUACGCAACAUGGACAUUAUAUCGCAGAAAAAGGAAGUGAAAAGGAUUUGGCUGAUCCAGCUCAAAUAACAAAGGACGUACAAAGGUCACUAUAUUAUUACCCUCAAGAUGUGACGCCCACAUUCAAAGCGAGUAAACAACAGGAAUUGCACUGUAUGAUUGUCGAGAUUUUAUGGAGAAAUCCCAAUUUAAAAUAUUAUCAAGGAUUCCACGAUAUCUGUACAGUCUUUUUGCUGGUUUUGGGCAAAAAGGCUGCUAUCCCAGCUGCUGAAAAUGUCGCUUUAUUCUUUAUUAGAGACGCUUUACUGGAUUCGUUUGAUCCAAUCUCCAAACAACUAAGAAUUAUGAGCUCAAUUAUAGAAUACGAAGAUCGUGAGUUAACCAUUUGUCUAGAAAGAGCAAACAUCAUGCCCUAUUACGCACUAAGUUGGCUAUUAACGUGGUUCAGUCAUGAUUUUGAGAAUUACGAAAAAGUGAUUCGGCUUUUUGACUUGUUCAUUUCAAGUCAAGCAUUGAUGCCCGUCUUUACAGCUAGCGCAGUCACACUUUUAAGAAGGGAUGAAAUCGUAAAUGCAGAAAAAGAUACAGUGCACUCCUUAAUGACACGAAUACCACAAGAUAUGAAUAUAGAAAAGAUCAUAGAGAAAGCAGUAUAUUUAGAAAACAAAUACACAUCUCUACAAUUGCAAAAGGAAAGUGGAAUAUGGCUACAUGACGAAUCUGUCAUAAAUACUUGGCACGAAGAUUGGGAAACACUGAAAUGGGGAGAAGUGCCAGAUCAUGUCAAAGCAAAUCAAUAUUUGAAUAAUCAACCGGAAAAAGAAGAAUGGGAAGAUGAAAUGUUGGUCGAAUGGGCUCGGAGGAGACGGGAGUCUGUUAUUGACACUGAUGACGAGCAAGAUAUACUUGGCUAUUUAGGCAGGGGUUAA